This is a messenger RNA of Volvox carteri f. nagariensis, 2886 nucleotides long. RefSeq lists its product as uncharacterized. The record is from RefSeq and is a predicted model, not a curated record. Gene Ontology annotation, molecular function: calcium ion binding; protein binding. The coding region runs from base 1 to 2886 and encodes 961 amino acids. The transcript has 10 exons. Lineage: Eukaryota; Viridiplantae; Chlorophyta; Chlorophyceae; Chlamydomonadales; Volvocaceae.
AUGAACGAGGCUGCACCGGACACAGAGCCAGAUACAGCAUCUCACCUGCAUACAAGCUCAAAGGGCAUCAAUCUGCAGUCCUUUGCUGUGCGGCAGCUGGCUCGCGGGUUGUAUCCGGAGCGGAGGUACGAUACGGUCUUUUCGCUCGCGCCAGCCGCCAAGCCGUUCGUGAGCAUCACACUCCAAGGCCCCGGCGGCCAGCCUGCUGCCGUCGCCGCAGUAGCAUCCAAUCCACUCAGCCCCGAAACCAGCAUUUUUGCCGCCGCGGCAUCGCUCGUACACCACGUGGACCUCAGGACCGCAUCUGUCGUACAGACGUACGGCAAUAAUCGGGAGGAGGUCAAUGGGCUGUGCGUGAAUGGCCGGGGCACGCACUUGGCUGCGGGUGACGACGCCGGGGAGGCGCACGUGUACGACCUGACUGCCGGCCGUGCGUUCAAGGGCAUACGUAGCGUGCAUCGCAGCAUCUGCUCCUCCGUGGCUUUCAGAGCCCAUAAGCCCUGGGACUUGAUCACCGGCGGCUUGGACGCCACGGUCGCAAAGUACGACUUCUCGAGGCCCAAAUGUAUCGACCGGUGGGACAUGAACGCGCUCAUGGCGGCGGCAGGGCCCACCGGCAGCGGCGGCGGCCAGAUAUUCAACCCGCCGUUCGUACAUCAGGUGGCGGUGCCGCCAGCACCGGGCGACAUCAGGCCGCUGUGCCAGUGGGUGGCGGCGGCGCGCGGCGACGGUGCCGUCGUGGUGUUGGACGCUGACGUCAGCAGUGCCGCCAGCGAUGCGUCGGGGCCGACGACGCAGGUUAUGGCGGCGUCGGCGACGUCCGCAUCUGCCCGCGGCCGCAGCGGCGGCGGCCGCGUCGGCGGCGCUGGAGGAGGUGGAAAGGGCAGGUCGUCGAUGCAACCUUUGGUAUUGGAUCGGGACGCGGGGGGCCAUACAAUGCCGGUGUGCUCUGUCGCAUUUGCGCCGUACUCCGCCGCAUCCUCCGCGGCGGCGAUGGCCGUUGUCGGUGAAGGGGCGGCGGCGCCGCCGCCGCCGCCGCCAGGCUGUUGCAGACUGUACUCUGCCGCGGAGGAUUGCCGGGUCAUCCUAUGGGAUGUGGGCGCUGCGUUGGAGGCGCGGGCCGCGGGAUCACAGCUCGUUAGGCCGCAGGCGGGGGGGAUAGCAGCGGCCUGGAAAGGGAGGGAGGGGGGGGAAGCUGUGCAUUACGGAGUGGGAGCGGGUGUUGCGGUUGCUGCCUCGUCCGGGGAUGAUGACGGCACGGAGGAGGAGGAGGAGGAGAUAAAGGGAAAAGGGGAAGCGAGGGGGAAAGGAGAGGAGGGGGGCAGGGUGGCGGUGUUAGGGGAGGUACGGCAUGGCCGGAAGGUGAAUCAGUUAUGCUGCAUGGAGCUGGACGGCCAGGAGCUGGUGCCGGUGGCCGCUGUCAGCAAGUUUGUGGUUGUGUAUCGGACAACGCCCCCGCAGACCAAGGUCAAGGCAGAGGAGCUCGAUACGCCUGAUAUCGCUGUGUCUGCGACGCCGCCGCCGCUGUCGUUGGAGCCAUCGGGGCGGGAAGUGACGCCGCCGCCGCCACCCGCUGGCGGCGGCGCUGCCGUCGGCACCGCCGCCGUCGCAUUGACUCCACGCGCUGGUGGCCCUGACUCACCAGGGCCGGCGGCGCCAGCCGCCGCCAGCGGCAGCGGCGGCGCCGCCAGCGGCUUCGGCAGCACGGUCGACGGCCUGAGUCUGGUGGUCUCCUUACCCACAGAGGACGUACACCCGUACGGCUCAAUCACAGGUUGCAGCUCCCAUCCGCUCUUCGCCUCAUAUCGUAUGCCGACGUCUCCCCCCACGCUGCCACGGCUUGUCCUAGCGGCGCCGCCGGCGCCGCCGCCGGCGCAGUGGGACGAUGCUCCGGCGCCUGACGCCACAGCGCCGGCGGAGAUGCCGGGGGGAGCCAGCCCCGCGCGGACGCCACGAUUAAGUGGAGGCGUGAGCUCGCACGCCUUCCGUACGCCGCCGCCGCUGCAGCCGUUUGCGCCGCCAGGGCCUUCUGGGGCUCUGGCGGCGCCGGGGUCGUCUCCACUUCCCGGAAGCUCCCGCCGCUUCACUACUGCCUUGUCGCCCUCGUCUCGCCCCCACACCAGUCUCUCAGUUCAAGAGCUAAGCCUUCCCAGGCCGGGCAAGCAUCUUGGCUCCCGCUCACCGACCCGUGGGUCAUGGACGCCGCUCAUGAAUGUCAGCUGGGCCGGCAGCGCCAAUGGAAGCGUUAUCGGUUCCAGCGUCACUGCAGCUGGUGGCGGAGGCGAUGGCGGAGGCGGCGGAGCCCCCGCCGCCGCCGUCGCUGCCAGUACGACUGCCGCUUCUUCUUCCCCGAGCCCCAACGGGGCGGCACCAAGGUUCCAACACACAGCUACGCGGUGGGCGUCGAUGGCGUCAUCACCCGCCGCGGGUACGACAGCAGGCGGUGCGCAAUGGGGAUCUGACAGCUCGGCGCGUACGGCAGGCAUCAAGGUCACACGUGGCAUGUUGUACAGCGUCUUUCAGGAGCUCGACGAGUUCGAUUCGGGUCGUCUGACGUACUCGGCCUUCGAGCAGGCGGCCUGCAGGAUCGGCAUGCGACCCGCCCAGGCCAAGCGGCUGUUCGAGCAGUGGGUUCGCUCCAUGCACAUGGCCAUCCAGAUGGCGAUGCUGAAGCUGCAGCUCAAGCGCAGCGGCCGGGCGGUCUCCCUGGACCGCCUGGUGCAGGCCUUCGCCUUCAUGGACAGGGACGGCAACGGAGCCCUCAACGCGGAGGAGGUGGUAGAUGCGGUCAUGAAGUCAUUCGACAAGGACGGCAACGGCUGUGUGGACUACUUUGAGUUCGUGAAGUCGCUGUACCCCACCCGGGACUCGGUGUACCACCACUGA